Myotis davidii is the source of this 3888-nucleotide messenger RNA. It is a transcript of the gene ANO7, whose product is annotated as anoctamin 7. The transcript has 25 exons. Gene Ontology annotation, biological process: chloride transmembrane transport; calcium activated phospholipid scrambling. Gene Ontology annotation, molecular function: chloride channel activity; protein dimerization activity. NCBI's taxonomy places the organism in Eukaryota, Metazoa, Chordata, Mammalia, Chiroptera, Vespertilionidae. The coding region runs from base 1 to 2760 and encodes 919 amino acids. Gene Ontology annotation, cellular component: plasma membrane. The record is from RefSeq and is a predicted model, not a curated record.
AUGGGCACAGCACCAGGUGAGGAUGACAAGAGCCCACCUGUGGCCAUCCAGCUGAAUUCCACCCCUCCUUUGCUCUCCACGCCAGCAGCUGGGACCAGCCCAGACUCGCUGCCCGGACCGGGCUCUUGCUGGAAGUGGUCCAUGACCUCCGAGGCCUCUUCUGGACGAAGCCACUGUGCCAGGAGCGGGAUGCUGCGGAGGCGGGCCCCCGAGGAGGACAGUGCUGUCCUGAUCGACAUGGCCCCAGGGAUGGAGAAGGGGGACACUUACGGAAGCACAGCCAACACCUCACAGCCCGAUGGACACCAGGCGGCCACUUGCAGGGUGGGGAACCCUGCCAAGCCCCAGAUCGCAGACUUUGUCCUUGUUUGGGAGGAAGACCUGAGGCUGGGUCAGCAGCAGGACAGCGCCGCCCAGGACAAGAGAGACACACACAGGGCCUGGCGGGAGACCUUCCUGGAUAACCUGCGUGUGGCUGGCCUGCAUGUGGACCAGCAUCAUGUACAGGAUGAGGACAGCGCUGUGCACUACAUCCUCCUCAGCGCCCCCUGGGCCGUGCUCUGCUACUACGCGGAAGACCUGCGCCUGAAGCUGCCCCUGCAGGAGCUGCCCAACCAGGCCUGCAACUGGUCGGCCAGCCUGCUGCAGUGGCUGGGCAUCCCCAAUGUCCUGCUGGAGGACGUGCCCGAUGUGCCCCCCGAGUGUUACUCCUGCCAGUUCAAAGUGAGCAAGCUGUCGAGGUUCCUCAGGAGUGACGACCAGGACACCUUCUUCACCUGCACCAACAGGCACCAGAUCCUGUUUGAGAUCCUGGCCAAGACCCUGUACGGCCAUGAGAAGAAAGGUCUGUUUGGGAUCGACCAGCUGCUGUCCCAGGGCGUCUUCAAGGCGGCCUUCCCCCUGCACGAGGGCCCCUUCACAACACCCCCUGAGGGCCCGUGGGCCCCUGGCCUCAACCAGCGGCAGGUCCUGUUCCAGUACUGGGCCCGCUGGCGCAAGUGGCACAGGUACCAGCCUCUGGACCACGUGCGCAGGUACUUUGGGGAGAAGGUGGCCCUCUACUUCGCCUGGCUGGGGUUCUACACAGGCUGGCUCCUGCCAGCGGCCGUGGUGGGCACGCUGGUAUUCCUGGUGGGCUGUUUCAUGGUGUUCUCAGACACACCCACGCAGGAGCUGUGCAGCAGUGCGGAUAGCUUCCAGAUGUGCCCACUUUGCCUCAACUGCCCCUUCUGGCUGCUCUCCAGCGCCUGCGCCCUGGUCCAGGCCGGCCGGCUCUUCGACCAUGGCGGCACCGUCUUCUUCAGCGUGUUCAUGGCCCUGUGGGCGGUGCUGCUCCUGGAGUACUGGAAACGCAAGAGCGCCACGCUGGCCUACCGCUGGGGCUGCUUCGAUUAUGAGGACAUCGAGGAGAGGCCGAGGCCCCAGUUUGCCGCCUCGGCCCCCACGACAGCCCUGAACCCCAUCACCGGCGAGGAGGAGCCCUACUUCCCCAAGAGGAGCCGUAUGCGCCGCGUGCUGGCCGGCUCCGUGCUGGUGCUGAUGAUGGUGAGGGUCCUGCCAUCCUCCCUCCCUUCACACCCCUUCCUCCUGAGCUGCUGGGGGCAGCUGUUGUCCCCCGUACUCCUGGGACCCGGGAGACACUUGCUGCUGCAGAAAGGCCCUCCUGCUUCUCGCAUUGCCAGCCUCACAGGCUCCGUGGUGAACCUGGUCUUUAUCCUUGUCCUCUCCAAGAUCUACGUGGCCCUGGCCCACAUCCUGACAAGAUGGGAAAUGCACCGGACGCAGACCAGGUUUGAGGACGCCUUCACCCUCAAGGUGUUCAUCUUCCAGUUCGUCAACUUCUAUUCCUCGCCCAUCUACAUCGGCUUCUUCAAGGGCAGGUUUGUGGGGUACCCGGGCAGCUACCACACCUUGUUUGGGGUUCGCAACGAGGAGUGUGCGGCAGGAGGCUGUCUCAUCGAGCUGGCUCAGGAGCUCCUGGUCAUCAUGGUGGGCAAGCAAAUCAUCAAUAAUGUGCAGGAGAUUCUCGUCCCGAAGCUCACGGGUUGGUGGCAGAAGUUCCGGCUUCGCUCCAAGAAGAGGAAGGUGGGGGCUUCAGCUGCUGCCAGCCAGACGCCCUGGGAGGCAGACUAUGAGCUCCUGCCCUGUGAGGGCCUAUUUGAUGAGUACCUCGAAAUGGUGCUGCAGUUUGGCUUCGUCACCAUCUUCGUGGCUGCCUGUCCGCUGGCGCCGCUCUUCGCGCUGCUCAACAACUGGGUGGAGAUCCGCCUGGACGCGCGCAAGUUCGUGUGCGAGCGCCGGCGCCCAGUGGCCGAGCGCGCGCAGGAUGUGGGCAUCUGGUUCCCCAUCCUGGCUGGCAUCACGCACCUGGCGGUCAUCAGCAACGCCUUGCUGCUGGCCUUCUCCUCCGCCGCGCACAACCGCACGUGCAGGUAUCGGGCAUUCAGGGAAGACGAUGGGCAUUAUUCCGGGACUUACUGGAACCUUCUGGCUAUCCGUCUGGCCUUUGUCAUUGUGUUUGAGCAUGUGGUGUUCUCCAUCGGCCGGAUCCUCGACCUCCUGGUACCUGACAUCCCUGAGUCUGUGCAGAUCAAGGUGAAGCGGGAAUACUACCUGGCCAAGCAGGCGCUGGCUGAGAACGAGGCUCUCUUGGGGACGAAUGGAGCCAAGGACGACCAGCCCUCAGCCUCAGAGGAGAGUCUGGGCCCACAGCCUAGGCGACCAGAAGCCAGCCGGUCCUCGCCAAUCCCUUCCCUCUAAGGUCGCAGGGAUCAUGUUGGGGGCUGAGGGGCCUGGAGUCAGACCCACCUGGAGUGCAGAGUCCUCAGGCCCUGGAGAUGAGAGGCCUCCUCCUCUCCUUCUCCUCAGCUGCCUUGGGCCCCUGCUCCUGCCCCCUGCCUCCCAGGUCCUGGUUGCAGCCCCCACUGGCCACCCCUUUAGAGUACCCAAAGCCAGGCGACUCUAGCAGGGGAACCUGGUGGGCUGGGGCAUGCCUCCACCAUCUCCCUCCCAGCCCCAUGAGCCAGUAUCCUCUCCUCACACUCCCCCAGGGGCAGAAUGGCUCCACCCUGAGACUUGCUCCUGUCACCCCCACCCGCCUCUGGGCACACUGCCUACUCCCCUACAUCUUUACUCAGAGCUGUGGCCCUUCCAGGCCUCAACCCUCCACUUCGUGCCAUCCUGGGUCCCUGCACCCACGCCCCCCCCACCCUCCCUGCUCACUUCUUACUUGCCCAUCAGCCCUCACAUGAAUCAUCUGCCAAUCUAGCCAGUGGACUCUGGGUCCUGCGUCCUCUGGUGUUUUGAUCCUGCUGUCCUUGGAAUGAUGGAAUGACCCCUCUCUAGGCCCACCUGGUUACACAGAGUCCUGCCUGCCCCCCAGCACUCUAUGUUCCAGGUCACAACCUGGAGUCAGCUCAAUCCCUCACCCACUUUCUCCGCUCCCCAUUCCUAGCCAAGGGCUCCUGAGUCUGUCACCAUUUCUUGAACCUGGUGCCCCCUUUCACUCCCAGCCACUAUGAGUGACCUCUCAGGCUAAAAAGCUGUACUGCCCAGCUCCCUCCCAGACUAUAGCCUGAGGCUGAGGAAGGUUUGGAAGAAGACUCAAUUUUAUUCCCUGACCUGUGAACACUGGAGUUUCCCGUAUGUUUACACAUGAUCAUCUCCAAAGUUGGGAGCACCUUAGUACAUCCAGUUGGACCUUGUCCACUGACCAGCUUGUGAACCCCCUUCCACAGCCUCCUUCCAUUAACUCAGUUAACCGCUGUGCCCAUGCGUGACUCCACCACGGGGUGCUUGCCCUUGGCUGUGCACUCCCUGCUGGGUGUGUGGGUUUUCUCCACCUGUACCUUGUAAUUCAUGCUGGAAUAAACCUCCCGAAGUACUGUG